Fulvia fulva is the source of this 567-nucleotide messenger RNA. RefSeq lists its product as uncharacterized. The transcript is spliced from 2 exons. The record is from RefSeq and is a predicted model, not a curated record. NCBI's taxonomy places the organism in Eukaryota, Fungi, Ascomycota, Dothideomycetes, Mycosphaerellales, Mycosphaerellaceae. The coding region runs from base 1 to 567 and encodes 188 amino acids.
AUGAAGCUCACAACCGCCCUCCUCGCUCUCAUCCUGAGCUGCUCCUCAUCUGCUGCUCCUCUUCAACCUAUGCACCAAGACGCCGAAAUUGACAAACGCGUCGCUCCAGCCGUCGCAGCUGGCAUAUUUGGCGUCGCUGGCGGUACAGCACUGAACGCAGGUCUCACCGGCGUUGUGAAAGGUACCACCUCCGGCACAGUCAAGAAAUUCGCCAACAAGAUCUUGGGCAAUCCUCACUCGAAGCGUCAAGUUGAUCCUGUUAUCCCCACCGAAGAGGUGUGGUCGUUCGAGGACUUGGAAGCGGUCUUUGCGAAAGCGACGGUGGAAGAACUGUUUACUAAUGCGAAGGAGGAAGAGGCAGCAGUGUGUGUCAGUGUGGAGUAUGAGGUGGAGCAUGAUGAGAAGACAAGAGAGGUCGAAAGUGUUGAUCUGGGGAAUGGGGAGGAGAAGGCUGUCUUCGAUUGCUUUCUGCUUGCUGGACCAAGCACUUUUAAAGUCUUGGGGCAGAAGAGCAACUCCACUGUAAUGCUAGAUGGCGGACCAUUAGAAACGAGUCCACGACGCUAA